AAAAUAAGAAAAAGUUGUGGGAACAAUUUUUAGCCAAUCAGAUCCUUAGCCACCCUUGGAAAAGUCGUUAUAUAUAAACAAAGCAAAAUGCUCCCCGGGGCAACCUAAAACCUUUCAUUCUGCACAUAUACACAAUAAUACUAAUAAUAAUGGCGGCUCUUUCUCAGAUCUUAGCUCAUAUUUACACCAUGACUUUAGUCUUCUUCACCAUUCUAAUUCUCGAACUCGUCAUCUUCGUUCGUUCAGUAACCGAUACAAUCUCCGAUUCCGGCCGCACCCGCCCCAUCACCACCAAGCAAUACCUCAAGCUCAUCGAUGAAAAAAACCCGGUCACCCGGUUCAAAACUGCGUCAAUCAACCCGGCCGGUUUUUCCGAGUCUUGUGCGGUAUGUUUGUCGGCAUUUGAAGACGGAGAAGAAAUACGGAAGCUGAAAUGCAAGCAUAUAUUUCAUAAGGAUUGUUUGGACACGUGGCUCCAACAGGAUUCCGCCACGUGUCCACUCUGUCGGAAUAAGGUGCUGCCGGAAGAAAUCGUUGUGAAUUUCCGGCAGCACCGAAACCAGCAGACAGAGUAUGAAGGGAGUGAUGAGGAGCUGAUUUUCUUGUUAUCUGCAUUACAUGGUUCACAAUGUCAAAAUUUAAAGGAUUAAGAACGGCGGCGGCUACGGUUUGCAAUGACAACGGCAAGAGUUAGGCGACAGCUAA
This is a messenger RNA of Solanum dulcamara, 705 nucleotides long. RefSeq names its product brassinosteroid-responsive RING protein 1-like. NCBI's taxonomy places the organism in Eukaryota, Viridiplantae, Streptophyta, Magnoliopsida, Solanales, Solanaceae. The transcript has 2 exons. The record is from RefSeq and is a predicted model, not a curated record. The coding region runs from base 150 to 650 and encodes 166 amino acids.